CAAUUCAUUUCAUGAAUCAUAAAUGAGAAAUUUAUAAAACCCCUGAAAAUUAUUCACGUCAUUAUUCUUUUCCUACACUAAGCCGCUCUGUUUCAUUUUCCCCUUCUCUCUUCUUUCUUUCUUCUCUCCCACUCUCCAAUUUCACUCAAACACGCUAAUUUAUUUCAACUUGGUUGAUUCAUUUCAAGCUUUCAGAUCUAAAUUCCUACCUCCAUUAAUCAAAAUCAAUAAUCUUCUUGCAUCGAAAUCAACAAGAAAUCCGGCAAAUUCUUUUGGCCGGAAUUGAGAAAUUUCAAUGGGAACAAUGGAGCCACCACUACCAAACAUGGUGGGAUUUCAGUCACAACCAGCUGUGAAUUAUUCAGAUUCGGUGGAUUCUUCGCCAAAAUCGACAACCCAACAGGGAGAUUGGGAUGAGCCCCUCCCACCAGUCCCCGGUGCGAAACUCCGAUUAAUGUGUAGUUACGGAGGUCACAUUAUUCCACGACCACAUGAUAAGAACCUCUGCUACGUUGGCGGAGAGACUCGAAUCGUUGUCGCCGAGAGAAACACUUCUCUUGCCGACCUCACAGCUCGUUUGUCACAUUCUUUAUUGGAUAACAGGAAAUUCACCUUUAAGUACCAGCUACCGAACGAGGAGCUAGACUCGUUGAUCUCGGUUAGUACUGACGAGGAUCUGGAUAACAUGAUUGAGGAAUAUGAUCGUAUUGCUGCGAAUAACUCGUUUUCGAAGUCUACUUCGGGGAGGCUGCGCCUUUUCCUGUUUAUGGCUAAGCCGGAGACGGCUCAAACCAUGGGUGCUUUGAUGGAUGAUGCUCAAUCUGAAUCUUGGUUCGUUGAUGCUCUUAAUGGGGCGGAUUUGUUGUCUAGAGGGUUGUCGGAUUCGGCUGCUGCCGUCGGUGAUCUGCUUAGGCUUGAUAGUGACCCUGCAUUGCAACAAAUUCCACCUAAUUGCUCUCAUCCUGCUGCUCAACCAAAAGUCCCACCCCAAGAUGUACAUUCAGUAGAAUCCAUACAUACUAUAAUGUCAGACUCACCAAUGGUUGAAAACACAUCAUCUUUUGACUCGACUACCUCAUCUCCAUCUAUGGCUCACCUGCCUCCAAUUCGUGUCCGAGUAGAUGAGGUUGGUGAUGGAAAUACUAGGAUGCAGGAAGAGAUGAAGGGCAGAGGAGGAUUGGAAGAGCACUUCUCAUCACAGCUCAGGGUUACUCCACCUCCAGCUGCUACUUCAGCACCAAGUAGUGCUGCAGUUGCUAAUGCUGCAGUGAUGAAUAAUAACUAUGGCGGUAUCAAUAGCGGUAUGAAUGAUGAUGAUCAGUUGUCGGAUCAGGGGAUGCACGGGGCAUCAAGGAAGCCACCUCUGCCAAUACCAAUGCCGCAGAGAGUGAGUGGGGGUUUUAAUUCGCCAUCGCCUAAUGACUCAAAGAAUGCUGCUGGAUUUAACUUGCCAUCCCCUGAUUCUGUUCACAGUGCCAGCAGCAUAUCUUCAGGAAUUUCUCUCACUAAAACGGCGGUCCACCAUGACCAAGCUCAAGUAACCAGCUCGAAUGAGAACAAACCUCCAAUCACCCAAACCACCACUGAUCAAAGAUUAGACAACCGUUCUCCCUCACCACAAAACCUCCAAAUGCAGCCAACUCAAGACCCUACCAAAUAUAUGUAUCCUCCACAGCAACAUGAACAGCACCAACAUCAAUUCAUUCAAGAAAACAUGCAUUAUAUCCCGGCUCACUCACAAAUGACCCAAUCAUAUCGGCCAGUAUAUGCGACACAACAACAAAUCCACCCUCAAGUUGAUCAUCAGCAGUAUCCAAUGUAUUAUAUACCUGUAAACCAAAAUCAACCUUAUAAUGUUGCUCAACCCCAGACAAUGACACCCAUGGUCCAACCUUCAUCAGUAACCCAUGCUCAACCGCCUGUGUACGCUACCAGAGGAACUGCUGCACAAACAAAUAACCAAUAUCAGCAAUAUCUUGCGUACAAUAAUGCAGUUGUUCAGCCAAGGACUGGCACUCCGGAUAAUUAUGGUCAUUUUGAUUAUAGUCAAUUUGAUUAUGGUCAUAACCAGGUAUAUUAUACAGGACAACUUCCACCAGCUGCAGCCCCCAUGGCUACCUCCCAAUAUCAAAGCAUAACACCUGCUCAAGCAGCUAUGAUUGCCGAAGCUUCUAUGCAGUUGCCUAAAAAUGAGGUCUCCAAGCAACCACCAUCAUCAUAGUCUAUAAUGUGUCUUGAAAUUCUGCUAUUUGUAGGAUAUUAUGUGACAUACUCUAUCAUCACUUUGUGGCCUAAUGUGUUCUGCAUUCUAUAAACAAAUAAGUUUUCAAUUAUCUUAGUUUUACCUUCUCCUGUAAUAUGUACUUAUAUGGAAAAUAAUUAUUUUCUGAAUGAUCUUUGAAGCUAAAGCUACUCAUGCA
Chenopodium quinoa (quinoa) is the source of this 2420-nucleotide messenger RNA. RefSeq lists its product as uncharacterized. Gene Ontology annotation, molecular function: protein binding. The transcript is spliced from 3 exons. Bases 296 to 2221 code for a protein of 641 amino acids. NCBI's taxonomy places the organism in Eukaryota, Viridiplantae, Streptophyta, Magnoliopsida, Caryophyllales, Amaranthaceae. The record is from RefSeq and is a predicted model, not a curated record.